AUGGGAAGCACAAGCUUUAGUGAACCACCGACGAAAAGGGCAUCUUCAAGACCACAGUUUUGGCUCAAAAGAAGUCAUAAAGAUGGUCUUGUCAUUUUGGACAAAUCUUCACCUCGAUUCGGUGAUAAUUUUGAAGAACAUGCUUCUGAAGAACCAUCGAAACAGUUAGUUAAACAUAUCAUACGCAGGACCGCUAAUUAUGUGUCACGAACAAAAACACUGAAAAAGGCACCUAUUUUGGGACCUGUGACUUACAGUGACGCUUUUUUUACGAAAGACGGUGGCAUUCCAUGGAGCGAUGAUCAUCUCAGAAACCUGUACACAAGACUCGAAAAUGGAGUCGUAUUGACCAAAGUUAGUCGUAAGAAACAAAUCGAACACAUUUUUCGUGUUGAAAGCGGUAAACUUCAUUGGCGUGACACCAAGAGCAUCGGCAUCGAUACCAUCAAAGAUGUAAGAACCGGAGAAAUGGCGAAGAACUACAUUGAGGAUUACAAGGCUUCAAACGUAGCGGCCAAAAAUUGGGUCACCAUCAUAUAUCAACUGGGUACCAAGUUUCGCGCAUUGCAUCUAGUGGCCCACAACCAUGUAGAUCAUGAAUGUUUGUACGUAGGUAUCGUCAGCAUGGUGGAUUCCAGGCGUUACCUUAUGAGAAGUAUCUCAGAUCCGGAUGAUGAGAUGUUCGCCAACGUCCAUUGGCGUGCCAACGUCUCUGCUGAGAAAGCAGCCGAUGACAUAGACGUACUUUCCUUUCAAGACGUGGAAGAACUAUGUGCCAAGUUCAAUAUAUUCUGUUCCAGCCGCUACUUACGACGACUUUUCGACGUAGCGGAUAUCAAUAACAAUGGUCUCCUUAGUUUUCCAGAGUUUCAAAGCUUUGUUCGAGAGCUCAAAUGCCGGCCGGAAGUGUACAGUAUUUGGCGCGGUAUAACGAAGGGUACCGAUCAGUUGAAUUUAAAUGAUUUCAUCCGCUUUGUUAUAGAGCAACAGCAUGAAGAACAGGACCUCGUUAAAAUUACAAGCGACUUCCGAAAAUUCAGCCAACGAAACGAUUUAAUGACGCUAGAGGGGUUCCGAAAAUAUAUGACCUCUCAGCCGUAUCUGGAUGAUACUAGAACCGAUUAUUCACAUCCAAUCAACAAAUAUUUCAUUUCCUCCUCGCACAAUACUUACCUACAGGGCAAACAGUUGGGAGAAAAUCCAACAGUGGAAACUUACGUGCUUGCGUUGCAACAAGGCUGUAGGUGCAUUGAGAUCGACAUAUGGGAUUCCGAGGAUGGUCCUGUAGUUUGCCAUGGCAGACUAACGGGUUCGCUACCUCUUGGAAAUGUAAUAAAAGUGGUGCGAAAAUAUGCAUUCAUCACUUCUCCUUAUCCCCUAGUUCUUUCUUUGGAGGUGCAUUGCAAGCCCGCAAAUCAGGUUAUUAUGGACAACAUUCUCCGACAAGAGCUGGGCAGUAACAUAUUCAAUCGUCCAGUCAAGGAUACACUUCCCUCCCCCGCAGAUCUGAAGCAUAAAUUUUUGAUCAAGGUCAAGAAAUCCAAGAGUGAUGUACCAAAGUCUUUGCAGGACGAAGACUCUGUAACGUCGUCCACAAGCUCUUCGUAUGACUCUGAGUUUGAAGUGCCAAAGAGAUCUGGACGACGGCUCAGCAUUUCGACGAAAUUGCAUGUUAUUGAUAGCCUGGUAGCGAUGUCGCUCAUUCAUGGGCUCAAAUUCAGAAAUUUUUCCUUACCGGAGUCCAAAACAGAAAACCAUUGCUUCUCGUUGAACGAGAAAAAGCUUGAGAAUCUGGCGAAAGAUGAGUUGCAAAAGCUGGCUGUCGAAAAGCAUAAUCGGCGUUUCCUUAUGAGGGUGUACCCGCACGCAUUGCGGUACAAAUCCUCAAAUUUUAAUCCUAUCAAGUUUUGGGAACUCGGUGUCCAGAUUGUUGCCACCAAUUGGCAGACGUUUGACAUAGGUCAACAGAUCAAUAAGGCCAUGUUCCAGCUACCAUUAGAAGACGCACCUUUAUGGCAUUCUGGUUAUGUCUUGAAGCCGGACUAUCUGCUGAACAACGUAGCCAAAGCUAAUGAUAUUAAGACUAUGCGGAAGGGUCUCGAGAAACGCAAUGUUUCUCUACGAGUAGAGAUUCUUUCUGCGCAGAUGCUCCCUAAACCGAAGGAUUUUAAGCAAAAGCAGAAACAGGCGUUUCCCUGCUUUAGCGUAAACCUCAACAUUUUUAGCAACAAUAAACCGAUAGAGCCCUUAGAAAGCGAAAAUGGACUGGUGCAAUCAGAAACUUCAGGUUGCACCCCCAACCGCGGCGAGAACGGUUUCAACCCCGUGUGGGAAACCAAGUUCAAGAUUACGCUUGAAGAUACUUUUUUCAAUUUUCUACUUUUCAAAGUCAAAACCGCCGACACCGAGCUAGCCACCUGCUGUCUGAAGCUAAGUUAUCUACGACAGGGUUAUCGGCACGUUCCUCUUCACAGCGAAAGCGGCGAGCGUUACAUUUUUUCGACCUUAUUCAUUCGUGUUGACUACGACUACGACGGUAAGAAAGAGUAA
Messenger RNA from Lachancea lanzarotensis, 2550 nucleotides. It is a transcript of the gene PLC1, whose product is annotated as LALA0S08e00694g1_1. The record is from RefSeq and is a predicted model, not a curated record. NCBI's taxonomy places the organism in Eukaryota, Fungi, Ascomycota, Saccharomycetes, Saccharomycetales, Saccharomycetaceae. The transcript has a single exon. Bases 1 to 2550 code for a protein of 849 amino acids. Gene Ontology annotation, biological process: lipid metabolic process; phosphatidylinositol-mediated signaling. Gene Ontology annotation, molecular function: calcium ion binding; phosphatidylinositol-4,5-bisphosphate phospholipase C activity.